Hyalella azteca is the source of this 4689-nucleotide messenger RNA. RefSeq names its product follistatin-related protein 5-like. Gene Ontology annotation, cellular component: axon; plasma membrane. The record is from RefSeq and is a predicted model, not a curated record. The transcript is spliced from 19 exons. Lineage: Eukaryota; Metazoa; Arthropoda; Malacostraca; Amphipoda; Hyalellidae. Gene Ontology annotation, molecular function: protein binding. Gene Ontology annotation, biological process: axon guidance; cell-cell adhesion.
GACAACCGCGACCAUGCGCAGUGCGGUGCUGCUCGGUCUCGCUGUGCUGCUCGUCUGCUCAGCUGCGUCUGCAGCCAACGCACUCUCGCGCCGUCACCGUGACGCCGUGCCGUUCGUGGAUGACCCCGACAAGCGCGUGUGGGGCGACGACGAGGCAACCGCCAUGGAGCUGGACACGCCUCCUGAGUCUCGUAAAGACGCAUGUGAAGGCCACUUCUGCGCGCGUGGGCGCGUGUGUCGCGUGGACGUCGGCAACGAUCCUGUCUGCGACUGUCGCCCCUUCUGUCCCCGGCACCGCAAGCUCGUGUGCGGGACGGACGGCCGCCUCUACCUCAACCACUGCGAGCUGCACCGCACCUCCUGCGCUUCGAGUUUGACGUCGCAUUCGCCUGUAGUUGACGAGUCAACGGACACGACGUCGACCGACGCACCCGUCAAGAAAUGCACCGUCCAGCAAUACGACGUCCUCAAGGUCAGUCCGACGUACCCAAGGUCAGUCCGACGUACCCAAGGUCAGUCCGACGUAUUCAAGGACGGUUCGACGUCAUCAAGGUCAGUGCGACGUACCCAAGGUCAGCCCGACGUACCCAAGGUCAGUGCGACGUACCCAGGCGAUUAUAAAGAUCUGCUCUGCGAGGGCCAUUACGGCAGUAAAGCGGCGCCGGCGCGGCGAUAUUGCGGUCAUUCCAGACACCAGCGCCCGACCAUCAGGAGCCGCUGUCGUGGCUCAUCAGGCGCCGCUGUCAUGGCUCAUCAGGCGCGUUGUCGUGGUUCAUCAGGCGCUGCUGUCGUGGCUCAUCAGGCGCCGUUGUCAUGGCUCAUCAGGCGCCGUCGUGGCUCAUCAGGCGCCGCUGUCGUGGCUCAUCAGGCGCCGCUGUCGUGGCUCAUCAGGCGCCGUUGUCGUGGCUCAUCAGGCGCCGCUAUCGUGGCUCAUCAGGCGCCGCUAUCGUGGCUCAUCAGGCGCCGCUGCCGUGGCUCAUCAGGCGUCGCUCUCGUGGCUCAUCAGGCGCCGCUGUCGUGGCUCAUCAGGCGCCGCUGUCGUGACUCAUCAGGCGCCGCUCUCGUGAUCGCUGUCGUCAUUGUUUCGAGCGACGCCGACCUGAAGCAGCUGUCAGACUCGUGCUCCCUGAAGGACCUCCUUCGCUACGACGACCUCGACACAGACGGUCACCUCAACCUCAACGAGUUCUACACCGCCUUCAGUAAGUUGUACAGCGUGUCGGUGGUGUCGCUGGACAAGGCCCUGGAGGUGAACGUAGUGUCGGCGCGCGUAGGGGACAACCUCGAGAUUAAGUGUGACGUCACCGGCACCCCCACGCCCCCCAUUGUCUGGAGGAGGAAUGGGCUCGAUCUCGCCGCACUCAACUCUGAGGACAUUCGUGUGUUCGUGGACGGAUCGCUCUACCUGACGCGCCUGCAGCUCCUCGUGCACGCAGGAAACUACACGUGUCAUGCUGACCGAAACAGCGACGUCGUGCAGACACACGUGCUCCACGUGCACACGGUGCCGCGCGUACAAGUGACGCCCCACAUCCAGGACCUGCGGCCUGGCGAGGAGGCGCACAUGAGCUGUCGCGCUACGGGCGAGCCUUUCCCUAAGGUUGAGUGGCUGAAGAACGACGAGCCGCUGCGCGUGGACAUCCCCCACAAGUACGAGGUGCUCGGCAACGGAACGCAACUCCGCGUCCGCAACAUCGGCUUUGCGGACACCGGAGCCUACAUGUGUCAGGCGGGGGGCGUGGGGGGUGUGGCCCGCGAUAUUAGUUCCCUGGUGGUGCAGGAGAACCCUCUGCAGAGGGAGCCGCUGCAAAACUCUAGGUUCUUGGUGUUCCACGACAUGGGGCUGUCGGCGUACGAGCCUGACACGUGCCGCCUCCUCCACGUCGUGCAGGGCACUGACGUCAUCCCUGGCACGCAGGAGUACGUUUGUGGCGAUAAAGGUGAGCAUCGCACGCGCCUGACGCGGAAAAAACGUAGAAAACGAGGGGAGCCGCUGCAAAACUCUAGGUUCUUGGUGUUCCACGACAUGGGGCUGUCGGCGUACGAGCCUGACACGUGCCGCCUCCUCCACGUCGUGCAGGGCACUGACGUCAUCCCCGGCACGCAGGAGUACGUUUGCGGCGAUAAAGCACCUUUGGUACUCAUGCAGGUGAUAGUAACCGACCAGUACCCCGUGGACCUGUGGUACGUCGCCAGCCUGGACCAAGUCUGGGUACUGAACUGGCGCUGAGGGCAUCAAGACCAUACAGGCGGUGAGGGCAUCAAGACUAUACAGGUCAUCAGGUACGCGUCGCAGAAAAAGAAGCACCACACGGUGCACCCCGAGCCCAUCGACGGCCAUUUCGACCUGGUCAAGAACUUGUUCAUCCCUCCCACUCAGGACCUGGGCCACGACUUCCGCUACGCGUACGUGACACACACCAACCAGCGCGGCCUGUACAAACUCGACUUGGCCAACAUGAAGUACGUCAAGACCGUAGACCUGACGCCCUACAACUGCGUGCCGCAGGGACUCGUCUAUUCUUCCCUACGUGAGUUGUUAAUUAAUAAGAAUUAAUAAGAAUUAAUUAAUGCUCUGGUACUAGACUACCUCACGGACGCGGUGGUAGGAGUCAAGUCGUCGCUGGUAGGGCAGCCCUAUGUCACCCCGGACUCACAACUCGUCGUGACGGUUGAUACCAAGUCUCGUGUCAAGAUCGUCGUGCAGAGAGUUACUGAGCACGGGCUGGAUUACCUCUACGACGUGAGCACGACACUGAACGUGUCUGACAUCACCUUCUUCCCGUCCCGCGUCAGCCACAGCUACGACCUCUUCGCUGCCAGCACCGACAAGGAUGAUAUCCUCUCCCUGGACCUUCAAACUGGCAAGGUUGAACUCAUCACCGGCGUCGGUCACCCCAUGCCCGGUAACCUCGCUGAGUGGGGUAAUACAAACCGCCCCAUUACCUCGUCAGGGGUGUUCGGCCACUACAUGGUCUCCCCGUCAGAUGGGGCAGUUUUCGUCCUCAAUGGGGAUGCACGAACCGUCAACUGCGAAAUCGGUUCGCUGGUUCAUCCACGUUUUUCGCUCUGGAUGACGCGGCCUCAAGGCUAGAAGGGUAAAUCUUACCCAUCCAGAAAGAAAUAGCUUCGUAUCAGAGUGGAAAACUCCUUCCUUCCAUCUCGAGAUAAAUAUUUCAAUGCCGUUUAAUGGAUAAUAUACUUUUUUUCUGAAAUAUUUCCCGGAGUCAGGAAGUUUACUAUUCUGAACCUGGAUUCUCCCGGAACCUUGCAGUUUACUAUUAUAGUUUACUUAUAUUUUGAACAAACUUCCGGAACACAAGUGUACUUUGUGUAAAUCAGUCAAGUGAACAGCACUCGCAAGACUGCCUCUUUAGAUCCAGCCUGAGCGAUUUAAUGUUGAAACUAAACCGAUCUACAAAAUUAAAUGUUGAAAAAGUGGACAAUGCAAUUAUAUAUUUUUUCCUAGAAAAUUCAAAGUAUAAAUGAUCAUUCGAUGUUAUUUAUAUAUCAAUUUGAAUCAUAAUUGGUUUACAGGAACAUAGAUAUCCGCCAUCGCAAUAUCGAGAUAUCCAUUGCGAUUGGUGAAAUUCCUGGUUAGUUUAUGAGCGAUGCUACUGAUAUAAUUUACCGUUGUGCUUAAAAUUAUUUUCUAAUAAAAUGUCAUAAUCUGAGUGCCUGCAGGUCCUAUCUUUUCCUGGAGGAAACUCAAUUAUCAUUAUUAAAUGAGGCGCAGGUGCUAAUAUAAUUUAAUGUCCAGUCAUUUAUUCCCGAAGUUAAUUAAUCAUUCACCCAUAAUUGUUUUUCACUGCUAAACCUUUAACCUACUCUAGCCUUUCAACCUAACCCAUAAUUGUUUUAACUUAAGCCCCCAAACCUAAACCUCUACCCUAACCUAUCCUUAUAACCGAAACCUCCAAACCUUAACCUUUAGCCUAUUUGGCUUGCACUAUAGUUCAGGUGUCAUUGCUAACAUGAACUGCAUGAAAAAAAAAAUAAGUUUGCAGGAUAUUAUUUUUUACAUAAAUUAUUUCAUUUAUUUCUUUUUGAUUAACUCAAUUUGCAACUAAUUUGCGCAGGUAAGAAGAAUUAAUAUUAAUUUCUUUCAAUUUACAACUAAUUUGGGCAGAUAAUAAGAAUUAAAAUGAAUUUCUACCAUCCAUUGAUACCGGAAAUGAGGCAUUGAACACAAUGUCGUGAGCCUCUCGUAUCACCAUAGUGCGUAUAGAAUACACAUUAUUUACUAGAAAGAAUCACGUAACGUAUUGGGUUAUUAUAGACUUAUAAAUAAUCAUAUUAUGUUUAUAUGUUAUUAUUGAGUUGUUAUAGACAAUAACAACCAUCACAUGUUUAGAUAAUAUUUUUAGUUAUUUUAGACAAAUAACCAUAUUAUGUUUAUAUGUUGUUAUUGAGUUGGUCUAAACAUAAACAACCAUCACAUGUUUAGAUAAUAUUUUUAGUUAUUUUAGACAAAUAAUCAUCAUAUGUUUAUAUGUUAUUUUUGAGUUAUUAUUACGCAUAAUUAACCAUCAACUUUACUGGUGCUAGUGCAAUUUUUAAGGAGCUGAAAAUUCCUUCUCUCUAAUUCUGUAAUCAAAUAAUAAUUCAUUUUACUAUAUCGGAAUUAUUGAUGAACUCAUGUGCAUUUUAUAUAACAAAUUUGCCUUAAUGCUGAUCGAGUUAAAAUUU